GGGGAAUUAGCUGUGCAAGUCAUUUAUUUGGAAUCCCAGCCCGCUUAAGGCAUUCCGCUUCAGAGGCUGGGAGGGAGCUGAUUAAAGGACCAUGACAGCGAUCAAAGAGGAGAACUUUCUACAAGAAGACCCCGAGUCAUGUGAAAUAGUUGAGGUUUCUCCAGGAGUACUGGCCAAGGAUAUUUUCUUCCAAAAUAUGUCUGAUGAAAGAUUCGCUGUUUCAGCAGGAGAUGUUUGGGAUACAGCUAGUGAAAACGAAACUCAUCAGGUCUUAGAGGAAAGUGAUACAGAGCUAGAGGUGAAUGAGAACUUUGGAAAUCAUGAUAUUCCAAAAAGCCAAGAGGAAAGCCAAAUAGGUCAAGGAAGCAGUAACUUCCAUGAAGCAAUACAAGAAAGAAAAAGAAGGAUUGAAUGCUCUACAUGUGGGAAAACCUUUGCUAGUAUACCAAACCUUAAAACACACUGGAAUAUCCACACAGGGGAGAAACCAUAUGACUGCUUGCUUUGUGGAAAGCGAUUCAAUCAAAGCUCAGCUCUCAGGGUACAUCAAAGAACCCACACAGGGGAGAAACGGUAUAAAUGUUUUGAAUGUGGAAAGAAGUUUGCUUACAGUGCAUACCUCAUUGUGCAUCAAAGAAUCCACACAGGAGAGAAACCAUAUAAAUGUCCGGAAUGUGGAAAGAGGUUUCGUACUAAGUCAAGCCUUACUGUGCAUCAAGGAACCCACACAGGAGAAAAACCCUAUACAUGUUUAGAGUGUGGAAAGCAAUUUGUUGUAAGAUCACGUCUUGUUAGACAUCAAGAAAUUCAUGUGAGGGAGCGACCCUAUCAUAUCCGCAAGCCUGGAAAUAACUUCAGCCACAGCAUACAGCGAAAAAAACAGAGAGAUAAAAAACCAUAUAAAUGUUUAGAAUGUGGAAAGAGCUUUAUUGCUAGCACAAACCUCCUUGAACAUCAAAGUACCCACACUGGUGAGAAACCAUACACAUGUUUGGAAUGUGGAAAGAGCUUUAGUCAGACAUCAAGUCUUGCUAUCCAUCGAAGAAUACACACAGGAGAGAAAUUAUAUGAAUGUACCGAAUGUGGAAAGAAGUUCACAACAAAUGCAAAUUUCAUUAAACAUCAAUUACUCCACAAAGGGGAAAAACCAUAUAAAUGUUUGGAAUGUGGAAGGAGCUUUAGUCUGAGCGAAAGGCUUACUAACCAUCAAACCACCCAUAAAGAGGUGAAACCAUUUGAAUGCCUGGAUUGUGGAAGAAGCUUCAGCCAUAGCGUAAGUCUUAGGAGACAUAAAAAUACAGAGACAGGAGAAUGUAAAAAGGGCUUCAGGCAGAUGCAAAACAAUCCAAGGUCUCAAACUAAGAAGAAACCAUAUCAAUGCCUGGAGUGUCGAAGUUGCUUCAGUCACAACUCAAACCUUGUUAGACACCAACUAAUCCACACAGGAGAGAAGCCAUUUAAAUGCCAGGAAUGUGGAUCUUGCUUCAGCCAGCACUCAAACCUUACAAGACACGUGCUUAUUCACAGUAGGCAAAAACAAUAGGCACCCUCUUACUAUGGGGAAAGCUCCUGUCCAUGAAUACAGCAUUGACUUGGGGAGCUUAUCUAAAUUUUCAGGCUGUUUCAGAUAAAUCAAAUUUAAAAUAUGAGAAUUAACAUAGAAGAUAAUAACUGUAAACACUUUAGUUUGAAAAGAACUUGGAGGAUAUAGUAUCCUCGCUUCAUACCAUGGAGACCUCACUAGAAAGAAUAGGGUGUAGUAGAGAUAUUCGCUCAUUCAGUACAUCCUCUAGGUCUUUGCAUCUCACUUGUUCCCUAUGGAAACAGCAAGCGGAUGUUUUUAACAUUUGGACAGUGAGGAAAGCUGGAUCCAAGGAUGUUUAAAAAAAACUGAUUUUGCUUCCUUGCCUAUUGAACAGUUAGUGAUAUAUAUUCAGUAAUGUAGUUAACAGAUCAACAGUUCUGUAGCCUGAACACUACUUAUCCCUAGCAACUUGUUGUUCUUUCAUUUUAUAGCACUGAAAAAAAAUCACUCAUUGUCUUGUGUAUGAUAACAACGUGCCUUGACUUGACAUAUUAUGCUACUACUUAGUAUAUGUUUGAGGCUCUUCUGGAUUUAUGGAGAUAAAUAGAAUGUUGGCAUAGAAGUGAUUAAAGAGAGAUCUCUGAAAACUGAAAAAUAUUAUAAGAAAACAUCUGUUUCUGUAGAGUUCUGCAGUAUAUAGAUAUACUAUGUAUGAUCUUGAAAUUCUGUCCUUUUUGCAUUAAAAAUAAAAUACUUAA
Messenger RNA from Eublepharis macularius, 2283 nucleotides. Its product is annotated as zinc finger protein 883-like. Gene Ontology annotation, molecular function: DNA-binding transcription activator activity, RNA polymerase II-specific; RNA polymerase II cis-regulatory region sequence-specific DNA binding. The coding region runs from base 92 to 1543 and encodes 483 amino acids. Gene Ontology annotation, cellular component: nucleus. The transcript has 3 exons. The record is from RefSeq and is a predicted model, not a curated record. Lineage: Eukaryota; Metazoa; Chordata; Lepidosauria; Squamata; Eublepharidae. Gene Ontology annotation, biological process: regulation of transcription by RNA polymerase II.